Molecule: messenger RNA, 1711 nt
Organism: Rana temporaria (common frog)
Lineage: Eukaryota; Metazoa; Chordata; Amphibia; Anura; Ranidae
Gene: PLEK
Product: pleckstrin
Exons: 9
Coding region: 36-1238 (400 amino acids)
Biological process (GO): actin cytoskeleton organization; intracellular signal transduction
Cellular component (GO): plasma membrane
Source: RefSeq, a predicted model, not a curated record
ACCAGAACAAAAAAUUUUGUUACAUCGCUUCCUCUAUGCAACCUCAAAAUGAGGAAACUCCCCAGCACCCCUCUGAUUGGCUGCUUACUCUUUCUUGUGAAAGCUGCACGGAAAAUAAACCAUCACUUUAUCUGUCACAACCAAAGAACUGUCUUUUGAGAAGGAGGAAAAUGGAAAUGGAGAGGGAGCCACAGAAAAUAAGAGAGGGCUAUCUGGUGAAAAAGGCAAUGUUUAACAAAUGGAAGCCCUUCUGGGUAAAACUACUGGAAGAUGGCAUUGAAUACUACAAGAAAAAAACUGAUACCAGCCCCAAGGGAAUGAUCCCACUGAAAGGAUCCGUCAUCGUUAAUCACUGCCAGGAUUUCAACAAAAGACUGCUUGUCUUCAAGCUGACAACUUCUAAACAGCAGGAUCACUUUUUCCAAGCCUCCCACUCUGAAGAACGUGAUGCUUGGGUGAAGGAUAUGAAAAAGGCAUCAAAAUGUAUUCAAGAAGGGCAGAGGUUUGCUAGAAAAUCCACAAGGCGUUCCAUCAGAUUACCAAGCACAAUCAAUUUAAGUGAAUUAUAUGUGUCUAUGAAAGAUCCAGAUCAAGGAAUUCGAGAGAUAAAGCUGGAGAAAGACAAGAAAGUCUUCAACCAUUGCUUCACAGGUACUUGCGUAAUUGACUGGUUAGAAUCAAGCAGCUCGGUGAGAAACCGCCAAGAAGGUCUCCUCUUGGCUUCUGCUUUACUUAACGAAGGUCAUCUUCAGCCAGCAGGAGAUGUGUCCAAAAACGCUGCUGAAGGCUUGGCAGAAACAACUUUUCUGGAUGCUACAGACGCAUUAUAUUACUUUCCAGACAGUGGAUUCUUCUGUGAAGAAAAUUCUAGUGAUGACGAUGCAAUUCUCAAAGAAGAAUUUCGAGGUCUAGUUGUCAAGCAAGGAUGUUUACUGAAACAGGGACACAGGAGGAAAAAUUGGAAAGUGAGGAAGUUUAUACUCAGAGAAGAUCCAGCAUACCUGCACUACUAUGAUCCAUCUGUGGGGGAUAAUGAAGCUUUAGGAUCUAUUCAUUUGAGGGGCUGUGUAGUGACCGCAGUAGAGGGUUUGACUGAUGCAAAAAAACAAGAAGCCGAUGGAAACCUUUUUGAAAUCAUCACAGCCUCCGAGAUACAUUACUACCUGCAGGCUGCAUCAGCAGAAGAGCGCAAAGAAUGGAUAAAAGCUAUUCAAGCUGUCUCCAAAAUUGGAAAAUAGAUUUAGACAUCAAUGCAGAGUCACGUGUUUGCUGUAUACAAUCUAUCCAGGUUAUAAAGCAGUGAUGUAUUUUAUCAUUACGAUUGCUACUGAGCCUUGAGCUGGGGGUAAAGUGCUCAACUAGAAAAUCUGUAGUUAUUUCUAAUGAGGAGAUUUUGAUAUGUCACCUAACAUAUUAAAGCGGAUCUUCACUCUAUCAAUCAACAUUGGCUAUUUUGAAUCCUUAUCCUGCUAGAAUUAGUAAAAAUAUAGGAAAGGUAUAUUAUAUUUACUUGUUUUAAACUUUUUUUCUUUACAUUUCUUCAGUUACUUUCUGGUUUCCUGCCUAGGCAAAUAAUGUCAUACAUCCCAGAAGUCUUCAGAAGGCAAAGGAGGGCUUUUCUCAGCUUAGCUCAGGUGUGCUUAACCACUUAAAACCCGGACCAAAAUGCAGCUAAAGGACCCUUUGUGCGAUUCAGCACUGCAUCGCUUUA